GCGGGGCGAUGGUUCAUGGUGCUGGCGUGCCUGCUGAUCCUGUCUUCCUCGGGGGCGACGUACGCCUUCGGCAUCUACUCCACGGCGCUCAAGUCCUCGCUGGGCUACGACCAGCGCACGCUCAACACGCUCUCCUUCUUCAAGGACCUGGGCAGCAACGUCGGCAUCCUCUCGGGCCUCCUCAACGAGGUCGCGCCGCCCUCGGCCGUGCUCGCCGUCGGCGCCGCCAUGAACCUCGCCGGGUACCUCAUGGUCUACCUGGCCAUCGCCCGUCGCACCGCGCCCCCGCCGCUCUGGCUCAUGUGCGCCUACGUCUGCGCGGGCGCCAACUCGCAGUCCUUCGCGGGCACGGGCGCGCUCGUCACCUGCGUCAAGAGCUUCCCGGGGAGCCGCGGGGUCGUGCUCGGCCUGCUCAAGGGAUACGUCGGCCUCAGCAGCGGCAUCUUCACGCAGCUUUACCUCGCCAUCUACGGGGACGACGCCAAGUCGCUCGUCCUGCUCAUCGCCUGGCUCCCCGCCGCCGUCUCCGUCGUGUUCCUCCACACCGUCCGUGUCACGAGGCCGAGGCGUCGAGGCGGCAGCGAUGACGAAGAAGAAGGCGCCUUCUUCUGCUUCCUCUACAUCUCCAUCGCGAUCGCCACGUACAUCCUCGUCAUGAUCGUCGUGCAGAAGCAGACCAGCUUCUCGCACGCCGCAUACUCUGUUUCGGCCACGGGGCUGCUACUCAUCCUCUUUCUCCCCCUGCUCACCGUCGUCGUCCGGCAGGAGUAUAAGGAGUCUCUGAGCCUGCGCGAGGCCCCGACAGCGGCCUUGCAAUUGCAAGUGGCGAUAGCGAGCGCGGAAACAUGUUCUUCUUGUUUCGGGGGGAAUCGUCGGAAUUGCUUCAACAACAUGUUCAGCCCGCUGGCCAAGGGGGAGGACUACUCCAUCUUGCAGGCGCUGGUAAGCGUCGACAUGCUGCUGCUGUUCCUGACCACCAUCUGCGGAGUCGGCGGGACGCUGACGGCGAUCGACAACAUGGGCCAGAUCGGGCAGUCCCUGGGAUAUCCGGCCAAGAGCAUCAACACCUUCGUCUCCCUCAUCAGCAUAUGGAACUACGCCGGCAGGGUCACGGCCGGGUUCGCAUCGGAGGCAUUGUUGGCGCGGUGCAGAUUCCCGCGGCCGCUCAUGCUCACGCUGGUGCUCCUCCUUUCCUGCGCCGGCCACCUCCUCAUCGCAUUGGGCGUCCCGCGCUCGCUCUACGCGGCGUCCGUCAUCCUCGGCUUCUGCUUCGGCGCGCAGUGGCCGCUCAUCUACGCCAUCAUCUCCGAGUUGUUCGGGCUCAAGUACUACUCGACCAUCUACAACCUGGGUGCCCUGGCUAGCCCCGUCGGGGCGUACCUGCUCAACGUGCGGGUGGCGGGACAGUUGUACGACGCCGAGGCCGCGAGGCAGCACGGCGGAACCUUGCCCGGCCGCGGGGACAAGACGUGCGUGGGGGUGCGCUGCUUCAGGGACUCGUUCCUCAUCAUAACGGCCGCCACGGCGGCCGGCGCGCUCGUGUCGCUGUUGCUGGUGUGGAGGACGUGGAGCUUCUAUAAGGGUGACAUAUACGCCAAGUUUAGGAACACGCCGCCCGAGUCGCCGUCGGGUAGUGAUUUGGCGCAGGAGCAGAGGACAAAAGAGGCAGACGAUGGCAGUCAACAGCAAAAGGGCUAGUGUUGAGGGGGCUCACAACACGCACGCACAUUCACACUUGGGACGGGAAUACGGCCCGACGCCGCGUGUUAGCUCUGGCGCGCGAUACCCGCGCCGCGCUUUAGCUGUGGAGC
This is a messenger RNA of Brachypodium distachyon (stiff brome), 1811 nucleotides long. RefSeq lists its product as uncharacterized. The record is from RefSeq and is a predicted model, not a curated record. The transcript has a single exon. Lineage: Eukaryota; Viridiplantae; Streptophyta; Magnoliopsida; Poales; Poaceae. Gene Ontology annotation, cellular component: membrane. Bases 16 to 1698 code for a protein of 560 amino acids.